AUGGUGUCCUCUUUCUCUGAGGCUCAGUCGUUUGCGGACAUGAUUCGCUGCAAGCCAAACCAUACACAAUGCAGAAUGUAUGAAGACUCGCCACGUCUCUUACAGGCCGACGCUGAUCGUGCGGCCGCCGAAGCGCGCGCGGCCGCGGACGCGCGGGCUGCCGCGGCUGCCGCGGACCUCGUCAGCACGGAGCAGGCCCCGCCGCCUGCGCUCGCGCCCGGGCAGCCUGCGCCUCCGCCCCAGGCCUCCGAUGCUGCUCAGCUCGAGCAGAGCUUGGUCAGGGCGUGCGUCACCGCCAUUCGCCGGGCGCUGCCGACACCGCAGCAGCUGGACCUGGCGGCGAUCGUACAGGCCGUUAACUCGGGGAUCGCGUCCGGGGACACCAUGGCCACGUUUGUCGCCGCCACGGACGACAUCGUCGUUGAGCUCCAGCGCAUCGCUGAAGCUGUCGACGCGGCGCCCCCAGAACAGGUCCCGGAUAAACUCGCCGCCAUGGCAGACUACAUCGAGACAAACCUCACCGACCGUUUGCGGCCAGGGUCCGCCGCCUCGAAGAGAAGCUCGAGACUAUGGCCGAUCGCCAGCAAGAGAUCCUGA
This is a messenger RNA of Klebsormidium nitens, 597 nucleotides long. NCBI's taxonomy places the organism in Eukaryota, Viridiplantae, Streptophyta, Klebsormidiophyceae, Klebsormidiales, Klebsormidiaceae. The record is from the annotation of a GenBank genome assembly.